AUGGGGAAGAUUGUGUCCAAACUUCAGGAAAAGAUCUUGGAGAUUCACUUAUCAUCGGCUAGACUGCUUAUGGUCGGAUUGGACUCUGCUGGCAAGACAACGAUAUUAUACAAAAUCAAGCUCGACCAGGAUGACGUCCAGACGUUACCUACAGUGGGUUUUAACGUGGAGACAGUGACGGUGUGUAAAAACGUCACGUUUACCGUCUGGGACGUCGGCGGUCAGGAGAAACUCAGGCGGCUAUGGAACAUGUACUUCAAAGGAUCACAUGGGAUACUCUUUGUUGUGGACAGCUCAGAUAAAGAACGUCUGCCAGUCGCACGCGUGGAACUGAUGCGCAUGUGUAAAGCCGAAGAACUUAAAGGCAUUCCACUGAUUGUCAUGGCGAAUAAGCAAGACGUCGAAGGUGCACUUUCAACAUCUGAAAUAGCUGAUUGGUUGAAUUUGGGGAAGAUGAAGGACAGGUAUUGGUGUGUCCAAGGCACAUGCGCUACUCGCGGUGAAGGUCUGCUGGAAAAGCAUGACGACCAUGGCGACUUUGGUAAAAAUUACAAGAAAAGCAGCCAUAAGCUAAAAAGGUCAAAUUACUUGUGA
Liolophura sinensis is the source of this 594-nucleotide messenger RNA. Its product is annotated as ADP-ribosylation factor 1-like. Lineage: Eukaryota; Metazoa; Mollusca; Polyplacophora; Chitonida; Chitonidae. The record is from RefSeq and is a predicted model, not a curated record. Gene Ontology annotation, molecular function: GTPase activity; GTP binding.